Molecule: messenger RNA, 2655 nt
Organism: Naegleria fowleri
Lineage: Eukaryota; Heterolobosea; Eutetramitea; Acrasida; Naegleriidae
Exons: 3
Coding region: 1-2655 (884 amino acids)
Source: RefSeq, a predicted model, not a curated record
AUGAGUUUCCUUAAGAAACAGCAGCCUGUUGUUUCUGGGGUGUCGUCCUCUUCUCAGACGACGGGUCCAACCACCUCAACCACAACACCCACAACAAUCAGCCCAAAUGAAGAAUCAUCAAUGGCACAAAAGAUGAAAGAUUUGGAGCAAAGGCUUGCCAAAAAGCAAAAGGAUCUAUCCGUUGUUAUUGAGGAGGUUAUGUUUGCCGAGAAAGAGAUUGCAUCCUUGAAAGAAUUGUCGGAAAAGAAAGACAAGGAGAUUGAAAAACUGAAACAGGUGCUUCUCAAAAUCGGGAAAAAUCAACAGGAGCUCUCAUCAGGGGAUGACAAAUCAGAGUCUCAAAAAGAAAUCAAAAUAUUGAGCGAAAGAAAUAAAAAUUUAGAGGAGCAAAUCCGCCUUUUGGAAGAGGAAAAUGAAAACCUUCGGAAUCAAGUUCUUACAAUUACAAAUGCACUAGAUAUUUCGGAGGAAGAGUUGAACAAGCAAAGGAAUUUUGUUCGGGAUCAAGAGAGCACAGUGAAAGUAAAAGAUUCAACAAUAGAUUCUCUACAACAAGCAGUUAAAGACCUCGAAAAAGAAAAUAAGAGAUUAGAAGAAAAGAAAGAGAAGUAUCGAAAGGAAUGCGAAAACGCAAAUAUCCAAAACCAAGAAUUAUUGGAACAAGUAGCAGAUUGGAGGCAUAAAUAUGAAGAUGCCGCAUCACGAGUCGAUACGCUAGAAAAAGAAAAAGCAAAUAACAAUUCAAUAUCAUCCACAAAAGAAAUGUUGAACUUGGAAAACAAGGAAUUACGUGAAAUGUAUUCGAAAUCAUUGCUAGAACUGGAAGAAAUGAACCAAGCAUUCAACGAGGUGAAGAGGCAAUUGUUGGAAAAGCAAGAAAAGAUGAAGGAGUUGGACAUUGAAAAAUCUCAGCUGGAAGAGGAAAAUCAUAAUCUUAGUACUGAAAUAUCAGCUCUUUACGCCCAAGAUUAUGAAAGGAGACAAAAAGAAAACGCAAAUAGUUUACUGGAAAAUCAAUCCAACCUCAAUGAAUUGCUGUCAAACUCUGAAAAAACAGUAAUAACUAUGGACAAGACAGUUUCUAUCAUUCAGAAACAUUUAAACGACUCCAAAACUGGAAACGAUGAUGAAUAUGCUAUGCUCGUAUCAUCCCAACAAGAGCAGAUAGAGAGUCUGCUAUUAGAAAUUACCAAUUUGAAAAAACAGCUCAAGGAAACACUAAAAAAUGGAGCUGAUAUUUCCAAGGCCGAAAUGGAAGGUAGCACCGUAAUGAAACAAUUGAAAGAGGACAUUGAAAAGAAGGAUCAACAAAUUAGAACCAUGGAGGACAAUAUUAACAGGUUGAACCAAGAAAUUAGUGUUCUUAAAAAUGUAAAUUAUGAAAAGUCUGAGAUGGAAAAGAUGAAGCAAGCAUAUACAGAUCUAGAGAAAGAAAGAAACGAGCUUCAAUCUCAAUCAGAAAUGUACCAGUAUGAACUCUCCUCUCUUACCGCUGAUUACAAUCAAUUACUUGAGAGAAGUGAAGAAUUAGCUGAAUUGCUUGAAAAAGACUUAUCAGAAAAGAAAGUAGCCGAAGCACAGACAGAAACAGAUGUUUCACCUGAAAGCAACGAUAACUCUAAAGAAAUUGAGAGAUUAGAAAAGGAAAACGAUGAGUUGAGAGAAAUGGCAAACCAUUUCCAGAAUCAAGCAGAUGAAUUGAUUGAAAAACUUAGAAAAAAGUACGAAGAAGAAGAAAAAGAGCGAAUUGAAAAAGCGAAUCAUGCCAAAAUAGAAAAUGAGCUAAAGGAAAAGAUAUCUAAUUAUGAGCAGGAAAUGGUUAUUCUGAAGGAAGAGAAUGAGUUGUUACGAAACCGUGUCUUUGAGUCAAUCGAUAACGAUAACACUAGGCUGAAGAUUGAAAAACAGCAAAAGCUGAUAGAGGCAUUAGAAAAGAGCUUGGAAUCCGCAAAAAAGUCUUUAAAAGAAGGUGCAGAAAUCUUUAAAAAAGAAUUGCAAGAGGCAAUUUCCAAAGAAAGAAAGGAUCAUGUUGCAGUUAUAGAAGAAAUGAAAAAAGAAAUAGAAACGCUUUUGGCUGAAAGAGAGGAGUUGAGACAAGGACAAUCUCAAAGCCCAGAAAAUGAAAUUAAGCAAGCUACCGCAAGAAUCGCUUUCCAUAAUGAAGUGGUCAAGGACAUGCAGCAAGAGCUUGUCAGUACAAGAACAGCCCUCACAGAAAUCAAUCAGGGUGUAGACAAAGUUGUGGAACUCUUGAAACAAUCAGACCUUGAUUCAAGUCAAGAUGUUUUAAAACAUUUACACGAUGUUGCACUCUCAAUGGACGCAAAAGCAAAACUGCUGGACACCCGAAUCCAACUCAACAUCUCAGUAGAAUUCAAUAGAAAGCUACAGACCAAGCUUGAAGAAAAAGAAAGUCUCCUCCAACAAGCAGUUGAGUAUGUAAAUAACUUACAGAAAGAGUACAACCAAUGCAAAGAGGCACUCAAGAAAUUAAUCGAAGAACGUUCCGUUCAACAAGCCAAACCAUCGAAUGCCUCAACGACGUCCAUCUCGACUAGUAAAGCAUCCACAGCACAGAGCAGAGCCAAAUCUACAGACAAGGCUCAUCCUGUAAACAGAUCAAAUAGAGGUUAUGCAAAUUCAUUCUACAAAUAA